Molecule: messenger RNA, 1980 nt
Organism: Triticum urartu
Lineage: Eukaryota; Viridiplantae; Streptophyta; Magnoliopsida; Poales; Poaceae
Source: RefSeq, a predicted model, not a curated record
ACCAUGGUGCAUGAUGCUCCCAUAUCAUACAUGCAACUGCUCCUUGCUGCUGAACAAGAGGGGGCUAGAUACGGAUCCUCACAAUCGCAAGAAGAUCACCUAGUCCGUACUGAGAAUGAUAUGUACAUGAUAACUGGGCGAUAUGGGAGAUCAUCCGAAGAUACAGCCCGGCCUGAUGCUCGUUCUGCAGAUCAGUGUUUGUGUCAACUUGAUACACAACAUGAAGAAGAGGUGGAACCUUUUGUUGACAACCAUUUUACAGAAAGCUUGAAUGAUUUGAACUGGGACAGAGAUAUGGAGAUGGAUGGAGGAAACAAAAACUGCUUGAUAGAUUCAACUGAUAAUCCUUCUGACAGUGAUUCUGAGGAUGAUCUUCCUCCAACGUUGUUGCAAAGAAGCUCUGAUAUGACUGCUGUAACUGCUGGACAACAAGAAAAUAGUGGUGCAGCUGAUGAAGUUGAACAAUUGACACAUGAAGAUAUACUGAUUUUCCUUGAAAAUGACAGUAUAGUUGCUGCCCAGAGUUCUAGUCAGGAAGUGCGUAGCCAUCACGUACCCCUUGUGAACAUGGUCUUUGAUACGGAGGAUGCAGCUUACACCUUUUACAAUGAAUAUGCCUCAAUUGCUGGAUUUUCUGUGAAGAAGGCAGCCCGCUUUUGUGGCAAGAAACAAGGUGGCAGUGCAUCAACUCGGCUAACUUUCAAGUGCAAUCGGUUAGGAAAAGUAAUUGAUGAAGAAGAACAAGAGAAUAGGAGGAAGAAACGACGUGAGACAAGGCAACAGAAAACAGGACAAGAGCCCUAUCGGAACGCGAGGAAGAAAAAAGCAAACACCAUUGCAAUAACAGGGUGUAAAGCUCAGCUCAUUGUCGUGAAGAAGGAUGAGAAGUGGGUGAUAACAACCAUAAACCUAGAACACAACCAUGAUUUGAGUCCUCACACAGAAGUGAAAUACCUUCGUUCUCAUAAGCACAUGACGGAGGAGGAGAAGCUCCUAAUCCGAACAUUCAAUACUGUGAAGCUACCAACAAGAAAAAUAAUGGCAAUCCUAAGUUACUUGAGAGGUGGAAACACUCCUUAUACCAAAAAGCAUGUCAGCAAUGUUAGGACAGCCAUUGGCAAAGAGAGCAAUCAAAAUGACAUGAUGCAGGUGCUAACAUAUUUCAGGAAGAGACAAGCUAAAGAUCCACAAUUUUACUAUGCGUUCAAGACAGCUAAAGUCUCUGAUGAAGCAAGUAAAGUUUUGUGCAUUUUCUGGGCUGACGGGUAUUCUAGGAAGAUGUACGAGCUGUACGGAGACUGCCUCAGCUUUGACACAACAUUUAAGACAAACAGAUACAACCUUCCAUUUGCUCCCUUUGUUGGAAUCACAGGACAUGGCCAAAACUGUUUGUUUGCUUGCUCUAUCAUUGAGAAUGAAACAGCUGACACCUUCCAAUGGUUGUUUGAGACGUUCUUGCAUUGCAUGGGUGGCAAAUAUCCAUCCACAAUCAUCACAGAUGAGGAUGCUGGGAUGAAGACAGCUAUCCCUCUAGUUUUCCCCCAUAUCUGCCACAGACGUUGUUUGUUUCAUAUUAAAAAGAAGGCUGAGGAAAAAUGUACUAGGACUUUUGCUGCAAAUAAAACCCUGCAUGAUGAUUUCAGUGACAUCAUACACAACUCUCUGACGGUGACUGAGUUUGAGAACUUGUGGACACAGAUGCUCCAGAAAUACAACAUUGGGCAUGUGAAGUAUUUCCAAAUCAUGUGGAAGAAAAGGAAAAGGUUUGUCCCUGUGUAUUUCAAGAAGAACUUAUUCCCCUUCAUUCACUCUACUGCACUUAGUGAAGGCACCAAUGCCAUAUUCAAGGACAACAUCACGUCAACUCACAACGUGAUAAGCUUCCUACAAGAGUACCAGAAGAUUUCAGAAACUAUACAAGAUAAGGAGCGGGAGCAAGACUCUAUCACUAGAACAACUUCGCCAACAUUGUGGGCAUGA